Messenger RNA from Adineta steineri, 2028 nucleotides. The record is from the annotation of a GenBank genome assembly. Lineage: Eukaryota; Metazoa; Rotifera; Eurotatoria; Adinetida; Adinetidae.
AUGAGUGACGAAGACGAACAACAAACGUGUUCAAAUACAAAUUUAAUUAAUGAAACUAAUAAUCGUCUAUUACAUGAAAUAAAAUUAAAACUUCAAGAAUUAACACGUGAAAAAACAAAAUAUAAUGUAGAAAAAUUAACACAAGAUUCAGAUUUUUUACAAAGUGAAAUUGAUCAUUUAAAUCAUGCUAUUGGUGACAUUAAUAAACAAAUUCUUACUCAAACAUAUACGAAAAAAAAUCUGAAUGCUAAAAUGGCAAUUCUUCGAUCAAAUUCUGCACUUCGUUAUUCAAAUUUAAAAAUGGCUCUUGAAAUUAAAGAACGUAAUGAGAUAGAAUUACAAAAACCAGAUAAAAGUCCUGCUUAUCGAGAUUUAGCACAACGAAAAAUAAAUUCCAUUAUUGAAGCCUUACCACAAUUACAAAAACAAGACGAAUAUAAUCAACGACUUCAAGAAGCAGAAGACAUACAAACUACUGCAAGAAAUAAACGAGAAAAACUAUUAGAAAGUUUAAAUGCAAAAACGCGUAAACAUACAGAAACUAAACAAUUAUUAAAUGAUAGUACGAUUCAAUUACCUGAUCUUGAACAAGCUAUUGAAAAAUUACGUUUGGAACGUGAACAUAUUUCAAAUUCACUUAAUCGAAAAAAUAAACGACGCCGCGUACCUAAUAAACAACAAAAAUUAAAUGAUUCACCUGUUCAAUCAUUUGCAUCACUUGAACAAGAUACUCUUGAAUAUGAAACACGACAGAAUAAUGAACAAUUAGAAAAAAUUCGUUUAUUAUUAAAAUAUUUUCAUGAAAAAAUGUCUGAACAUCACGUAUCAAAUAAUGAUACACCAUGUUCAACGCCAACUACAGAAAUAAUAUCCCCACUUUAUCAUCCAUUAACACCUUUUGAAGAACAAACUAUUCUUUCAUCUUAUAUGGAUGAAAAAGAUUAUGAACAUAAUCCAUUGAUAAAAACAACAACUAAUCAAUUAACUGUUGCUAUUGCAAUGAAAUUACCAAGAAAUUUCAUUCCACUAGAUAUUAAUUCACCAACAACAAAUGAAAUUAUACAUUCACCAUAUCAUCAAGAAAAUAUAUUUGAAUAUAAAAAAGAAUUACCAUCAGAUAUUGUUGGUAAAUAUGCUGGAACUAGUAAAAAGAAACAACAACAACAACAAUCUUUACAUGGAAAGAAAAAUAAGAAGAAUAAAAAAAAUUUUGGUAUGAAACAUUCAUCACAAAUGGUAGCUUUAUAUGAUGAUGUUUGUAAAUCAAGUGGUAGUUCUGAUACUCUUCCAUCUAUACCAAUGUUUGAAUAUGAACUUCAACCAGCAGUUAAAGCUUUACAACUUUUAGAACAAAGUGUUGAAUCAUAUUUAAAUGAAUUAUCACGACGACAUUCUGGUUAUUUAUCUAUACCUCUUGAUGAAGAACAUAGUGACAUUGUUGAAGAUGAUAUUCCAGAUUCAGCAUUAGAUACUUAUUCUGAAGCAUCAUCAUUAAUUGAACCAACAUAUUUCUCUAAAGAUUUAAUUUCUGUUACUCCACAAUUAAUAAAUAUUCCUGAAGCACGUUCAUCAUCAUCAUCAGAUGAUAAAAAAACAAUUGUAUCAUCAGCAUCUUCUCCAUCUUCUCAUCAUAGUCAUUCAAAAGUAGAUUAUCAUUUUUCAUCAAAUAUUCCAUUAACAACUGUCGAAGAAUUAUCACCAUAUCUUCCUCCAUUAACAAUUCAUAUUGCUCAAAUGGAACGACAAAUAUCUGAUGAAGGUUAUCGCUCUGUUAGAAAUGAAAGACAACAACAAGCAACAGGAACUAAUUAUAAUAAUAAUGAUAAAAUACCACUAUUAACUCGAUCUUCAAGUUAUGAUUGUACUGAAAAAGUUGAUAAAUGGCUAUCAAAUACUAUACCAUCAUCAUCUAUAUUAACUCAUGAUGAUAUUCUUAAUCUUAAUAAUUAUACUAAUUUUCAAGCGACUGAUAUUGAUAAUGAAAACGAAAAUCUUAUUAAAUCAAUAAUUCCGGUGCCUAAUGAUUAA